GGCAACUAGCCUUACCAAUGUAUUUUAUUGCUUUUGACAACAAGGAGAAAGGAAAAGUGUAGUUAUGUUCCUGGUUGGAUGAAUAAUGGUUGCUGAAAAUGAUCCCGACCAUGGCAGACAUAAACUCAAUAUACAAUCACAGAACUUAGAUUGUCAAUGAUUAGCAGAUAAAGUGGAAACUACAGACAAUCAGAAAAACAAACAUGGAAAGGACACAGGAAUUCUCUCAUUCAGACAAGUCCACGGUCAAUCAAAUUUCUUUGAAAUUUUUUCAAAGGCAAAGCAGAUCUUAAUUUUUUAAAAAGACAGUGAAUGCGGUUCAACAAAUAAAUGAAAAGAGAACAGUUUAGCUAACGAAAUAAAAAAAAAAAAGAAAAAAAAAAGAAAUGACUGAAACUUGUAAGGAAUUUGAAAUCCACGAAUAUUUUGUAUCAGAAUCUCAUUUGCCCUGUGUGGAAGAAAUCUAAUCCAGUCUGCAAACAAAGAACAUCUUCCAUACAAUGAAGAUGUCAAAUCAAGAUUUGAAUAAUAGGGUAACCAGACUGAAAUGUUAAUUUCAAGCAAACUUUUGAAUUGUUAAAAUGCAUAAUACAUCCCAAGAAUCCAGCAGCAAUUGUCCCAUAAUACUCAUGUCAGAAUCUACAAAAUCUGCAAGUUGUGAAGAAGGGGACGAAAAAUCUACUGCACCUUGUACCAUUAAUACCAAUCAUGGUUGUUGUUUCGAGCAAGUGAAACAAGAAGUCAUACAAAAUGAUGAGAGGUCCCAAAAUCUGUCUGAAGAAAAAAACCUUGUGAUUGGCAUUAUAGAGGAGAGAGGACAGAAAACUUUGACUGGUCAAGAAAUACAGAAUCUCAAUGAGCUGGUCAUAGAGUCUGAAAAUCCCUCGAAUCUCAUAAAAACUGUAACAAAGAAAAGAGGAAGACCCAAAGGUGCCAGGAAUGACUCUACUUGUAUGAAAUCCAAAACCACAUUGCAUAAUAAAAAAGCACACAAAGAGGAGGAAAAAAAGAGGGGAAAGAAACUGUCCCAUUCAAAGUUAUCCAAGAAAAAUACCGGUAAUGUAAUGAAUAAAUUUAAAGGAGCAAAAGAGAUGCGAGUUCAGGUCUUGAAGUUGACUACAAGUCUUAGAAGUGACAAACCAGGGGAUGAAAUUGAAAAAUGUUUGAAAAGUAGCCCAAAUAAAGAAACUUUGACUAAAAGAAAGAAUGCCACUAAGAAAAGCCCAGAAUCUUCUUCUGGAUCACCAAAGAAAAGGAAACAAUUAGCACCUAUUGACACCAGCAUAGAAAUAAAAAAAGAACCAGAGUCUUCAGAAGAGGACAACUUUGACAAUGAUCCAGACUAUUUUCCCAUCAAGGAGGAGCCAGGUUUAUUAACACCAGGCAGAAAAAAGAGCAGAAUAGGCAGGCCUCCAAAAAUUGGAAGCCAUCCCUGCAAGAAAUGCCAAACCAUUUUUUCCACAAAAAAGCUUCUCCAAUUGCAUCAGAAAGUUCACUCCAUUCCCAAACAGUCAUGUCGCUUCUGUGACUUUGAAGCCAAAUCUUUAGUGGUGAUGAUGGAACAUGAAGCCAAGCAUACCAAUGAAAAACCAUUUAAAUGUGAUCAUCCAGAAUGUGAUUAUGCUUCCAAGUCCAAUGUAGACUUACAAAGACACAAAUCUAAACACUCUACAGAAAAGAAAUACAAAUGCCCUUAUGAAAACUGCGACUUUGUAACCAAAUGGCAAAGGAAUAUCCGUCACCAUGUUCUGCGCCAUACGGAUGAAAGACCACACCCUUGCCAUCUUUGUCCUCAAUCAUUUAAACGUAUUCAAGAUCUCAAGUAUCAUUUGUACCGCCACAAUGAUGAUAAACCAAUUGCUUGUGAUGAGUGUGAUUUCAAAUGCAAAACCAAUUUUGAACUGAAAUGCCAUAAGCUCAAACACAGUGAUGUCAGAAACUAUGCUUGCACUUAUCCUGGUUGUACUCAAAGAACCAAAUCAAAAAGUGAUUUGACCAAGCACAUGAAAAUCCACUCAGAUAAGAAAGACUUUAUUUGUGAUGAGUGUGGAAAAGGAUUCCGAACCAGAGCCUGUUUAUCAAAGCAUCUCCAGAGACACUCUGAGGACAGACCAUUUUCUUGCUACAUCUGCAACAGAGCUUUCAAGGUCAAAGUUGCUUUAAGGAAACAUGUGGCCUUGCACUCAGAGUAUAGACCCUUUUCUUGCGAAAUGUGUGGACAGAAGUUUUCAAGUAAAUCCAAUAAGAAUGUUCACAUGAAAACCCAUGAUUAUUCAGACAGACCAUUUCCUUGUCCUGUGUGUCCAUAUGCAGCCAAAAUCCAGAGUCAUCUGUUGUCUCAUAUAGGCAGCAUGCAUGGAAACUCAUACGCUUAUUUUUGUGAAAUCUGCAAGAAACCUUUCAAGAGAUAUGGACAAUUAAAGGUCCACCAUGUAAGGAUGCACCCAGAGGUAGAUUUUGGUAAACUAAAAUCAGAGAAUGCAGUUUAUAAAAAGAAGAUGAAAGAUGGCAUCAUUGUGGAUUAUGCUCUCGAUGAAGACACUUUGGUUAGUGUUGAGGAAUGCAUAAAUUCAGUUAUUACAGAAUCCAAACAAAGCGUAGAGGAAGAAGAGGAAAAAGACUUUUCUUUAAUGCUCAAUGAAGUAAAUCAAAGUGAAGACUCUAAUAGCAAGCCAGAUUUUUCGAUGGUAAAUAAGGAGACCAACAUGUAUACAGUUGCACCAGAGGUAGAGAAAAGAAAGAGAGGUAGACCAAAGAAACUAAAACCUUGCAUUGAAAUCCAAAAUUUAGAGGUUAAACAGGAAGAUAUGAAAAUUCAGAGUGAUGCUGAAAAGUUGCAAGAAAAUCUUGUUUUGUCUGAAAAACUGAUAAUCACUGCCGCAAAUCCAGAUAUUAAGGAUAAUAUUGUUUUGGAAAAUUUGAAUGGAGAUGUCUCUUUGACCCCUGUAACCCCCAGUGAGUUGACCAAAGAACUCCAGACUGAGUAUUGUCCCCAGCAGACUAAAGACACAAUUAAAACACCUGCAACCCUUACUAUAUAUAAAGGUGGUUUCAGAUUGCCUCUGGCCACAAAAGGUUUCAAAUUCAAUUUUGACAAAACUGGCAAAAAACCUAAGUCUUGGUUUAUGAAUCCAGACAACAUGCACAAGGGUGCUAGAGAACAUCAAAUGAAGUAUUUAGCUAGGAAAGACACUGAAUACAAAUACUACUUGAGAGCACAGAGGAAGAAGAUGAUGGGGAGAAAUAAGGUGCUGGAGAGCUUAGAAAGGAGGAGAAAAAGUGCUGCCAAAAGAUUUGCAACAUCUAAAUCUACUCAAAUAAAAAGACGACAUGGGAAGGAGCCAUUCAGAUUCACAAAAGUAGUAGAAGAAGGUCAUGGCAGUAUUGGUAGAAAAAGAAAAAAGCAAACCCUGAGCAAGUCAAGUUCUCUGGUAGACAGCAUUCCAUGUCAGACACUACCAAAACUAAUCUUCAAGAAGAAUCCAGAUCAGCAAGAAGAAUACCAAUGUUACCAGAAGGAAGAUAGAAAAACAGAUAUUAGAUUGCAAAGUCAUAUGAAUGAAGAUGAAGAAAAUACUUAUGUUGAAGAGAAAGAUGAUGGAAUAGUUUUGCCAGCAAUUUCCGUCAAUAGCAAAGAAAACCCAAAGGAAAGUUGUUUCCAAAGUAAUAUUAGAGUGUGCUUUAAAAAGAAGAAGGGGAGACCAAAAACUAAAAUUGUAAAGAAACCUGUGGAAAUGAAUGGUUUAAAGAAAUUGUCAAACAAAAAGUCCAAAGUUACAAAGACACCAGUUCAGACCACAGACUUAGCAAAUGUCAGUGAUCCCCCAAAAGUAUUGCAGGUUAAAAAGAAGAGAGGAAGACCUCCAAAACAGAACAAGCAAGAGAUUGAUACCUUGAAUAAUUCAAAGACCUCUCAGGAAAAUUUAAUUACCUCUUCUAAUAAAGUUGGAAGGAAUUCUAAGAAGGCAAAAGUGGUAAAGAUGGCCAGUAUAUGUAAUUCUCCAGCUGGAAAAGGAAGAAGAGCAAGGAAGCAAAAGGAUCCUUUUGUAAUUGAGUGGGAAACAGGAGAACAAGAGGAUUCUAUUGCACCAAUCAAAGUUGAAGAGAUAGAUAGAGAACUCUCUUUGGUGGAAUCAAAACCUGAAAUGGAUUUAUUACCCAAAGGUGUGUGUGCCAGCAAUGUAAGUACUGAUAUUAUUUUACCAGAGAGAUUAACAGUUGUUGAUUCCACCACAAUGGAGACCAUAACCAGUAUAAAGUUGGAGCCCCAAGAAGAGGCUGGUAACUAUGGAAACAGUAACGAUGGUUACCAUGAUAGCAACCCCAUCUCAACUAAUGCACAGGAGAGACCUCCUGAUGAUAUGUUGGUAAUGAAAGAUUAUGUUGGUGAAUUUGGUCAUAUCUAGAUAAUCGUGAUAGGUAAUAUAUUUAUUUGAUAUGUAAGUGUUUUAUUUGGUGUUGUUUGAGGUGUUUUUGCAAUGUUUUUACAUAAUUAGUGCUCAGAUAUUCUUUAACUAUUGUCUCUCUUUCACUGUGUUAUUGUUAAGAGAGUAACUCCUUAUACUUACAUCUACUUGUUACUUCAAGUUUUCUGAUCAAAUCAUGAGAUUGAUAUAUUGCACCAUAUUUUUUUAUAUUAUAUCUCAUUCCAUAUUUAUUCCUGCAGCUUCUGAGUGAAUGUGAAUUUUGAAAAGUACUGUAAUCUCUGUUACUGACUGAAACUUUCCACUCUAGUUGAAUCACCACAAACAAAGCUUUAGUACUACUGUUUAUAAUGAUUAGGAUGUAGUGCUGUGUAUUUGUUCUUUUACUGCAAGAAUUGCUUUAAUAUAAAACAUGAUGAUUGUAUCUGUACAUUGUGUGGUUUUAUUUUAAUUUCUUUUUACUGUAGAAGAUUGUGCUCCAAAAGAACAAAUCAAUCUUUAUGUUAUACCUUUGUGCAAAUUUUAUUUUAUAUUAUACAUUAUUUAUCUCAAAGAUAGUUUAUUUUUAUUCAUGAUAUUUUAACUUACAUUAUAUAAAGAAAUCCAAGGCGUGCAUUUUUGUUUGUUUGGUGUUUUUAUUGUCUGGAAUAUUUCAUUAUGUGUACAUGUUAGCUGCUUGUUUUCUUUUCUACAUGAUCUGAACAUUUUACUUGGAUGCCCAGUUUUCCUGUACUUUAUUUAUAUACAAUGUAUUUACCAGUAGCUUUGGUAAUGUAAUUGCAUAAUUUUAUUUUCCAUAUGGUAUAGACUAUACCUAUUUGUAUAGAAUAAUUCUGACUGUCCUAAGAUGGUAAUGAUUUUUCACAGGCAGUUAUACUGUAGUUAAAGGAGGGUUGGGGUCACCCCCCCCCCCCCCCCAAAAAAAAAUCCCAUAACAUAAUAGAAUUCUGCAGAACCUAUGUGAUGUCAAAUUACUGGUUCCAUGCCUAUUUCAUGUAUCUCUCAGUAUUUUUGUUUAUAUUGGAUUACCUCAUUAAAUACCUGUACAAAAAAAUGCUAAUUUUGUGUUUGCAUGCAUUUUGAAAAGUUCAAAGAAUUUUGAUGUUAGUUCUUUUUCUAUUAUACAUAUAUUUUAUUCAGUUUUAUCAGCAUAUAAUGAGAGGUGUGUCCAAUGAAAAAAAUCUUGUAUUUAUUAAGAAAAUUGUAAAAGAGAGAUGAAAACAAAUAAACACUUGCCAGCCAAAAAUGAUUUAAAUCACAAAAUUGAAUGCAUAUGGGCAUUUUGGGGGUAUAAAAUGUUAUAGCAAUUUUUCAUAGAGGUAGAUUUUGCCAAAAGAAGACCUAGUUCAGGGCCUAGUAUAUUGCAGGUUUUACUUAGGCUUUUAUAAAGAGAGAGUUUGGCAGUGAACAUGCCAAUUUAUAAGUUAUAGGUUUAAUUACAUUUGUAAUAUUGAUUUAAUUUAAUAUUAUGUCCUAAUUGUUUACAAUAUGUAACCAUGUGUAAAUGUAAUUUGAAGUAAAGUACCGCUUUAUGUUAUGUUAAUGAGUUGUAAACUUCUGUUGUGCUUUGAUAAUGAAUAAAUUCUGUGUGUUA
Magallana angulata is the source of this 6018-nucleotide messenger RNA. RefSeq lists its product as uncharacterized. Lineage: Eukaryota; Metazoa; Mollusca; Bivalvia; Ostreida; Ostreidae. The transcript is spliced from 3 exons. Gene Ontology annotation, molecular function: RNA polymerase II transcription regulatory region sequence-specific DNA binding; DNA-binding transcription factor activity, RNA polymerase II-specific. The coding region runs from base 582 to 4406 and encodes 1274 amino acids. Gene Ontology annotation, biological process: regulation of transcription by RNA polymerase II. Gene Ontology annotation, cellular component: nucleus. The record is from RefSeq and is a predicted model, not a curated record.